Fusarium verticillioides 7600 is the source of this 222-nucleotide messenger RNA. RefSeq lists its product as hypothetical. Bases 1 to 222 code for a protein of 73 amino acids. The transcript is spliced from 3 exons. Lineage: Eukaryota; Fungi; Ascomycota; Sordariomycetes; Hypocreales; Nectriaceae. The record is from RefSeq and is a predicted model, not a curated record.
AUGCAACUCUCGAGCAUCUUGGUCUUGGCAGCUGCCUUUAUGCCUUUCGCCACUGCAGAUGAUUGCGUGCCGCGAACCACGCCUUGUUCUCCAAUUGAAGUCUGCCAGAGUAUGACUGGCCUCAAUGUAUGUGGCACAACAGAACAUGCUAGCCAAUGCUCUACAAUGGUUGUUCCUGACGACGAUUCUGGAUCUGUUUCGUGUCAGUGCUGUAAGGGCUAG